Molecule: messenger RNA, 1807 nt
Organism: Fusarium redolens
Lineage: Eukaryota; Fungi; Ascomycota; Sordariomycetes; Hypocreales; Nectriaceae
Product: PAS domain-containing protein
Exons: 2
Coding region: 69-1715 (548 amino acids)
Cellular component (GO): nucleus
Source: RefSeq, a predicted model, not a curated record
AUAACAAACGAUAACUAAAUCUUCCCCGCCACCCCCCAGCAUUGUCUUCCCAAGCAAACAUAUCUGCAAUGUCUGAUCCGCUUUCCGUAACAGCGAGUGUCGUCGGCAUUGUAGGCGCACUGCUACAUGGCUCUAAGCGACUGUAUGAAUUUAUCGACAGCCUGCAGAAUGCCCCCAAGGACAUUGCCGCGCUCUCCACCGAUUUGAGAGCCUUAUAUGAGAUUCUCGCCCAUAUCACAAAUGUCCAGGAUAGAUUGUCUAGUAAUCCAAACCUCUGUGUCAGCCUCAAAGCGCCCUUGGAGAACUGCUUGCACAUAUUCGAUGACUUCACGACUUUGUUGCAGGGAUUCACUCAGAUCUCAAGAGACGGGACCGUUAAAGUUCGAGUCUGGAAGCAAAUGGCCUGGGCAUUCAAAGACAAGGAGAUUCAGCUGUUUAGGGACACGAUUACGACAUACAAGGUGUCUUUGGACAUGACAUUGAACGUGAUGACAUUUUCUACCAUCACAUCAUUAGAUGAACGCACCAAAAGGUUCGAAACAGACUUCAAAGAGGAAUUCAAUGAUAUCAAAUCAAGAUUGAAAGUCUUGGAUAACGACCGUGUCGAGCUGGCCAGUGUGACAGGGUGCAAAGGUUCCGACUGGUAUGGAACGGAGGCCGAUUUUGCAAUGAAACGAUUUCUCGAGUAUACCGAGUCGCUAUGUGACUCGCCUCCAGCAUCGUUUCCUGGAUCUCCAACUCAACCUCCGUCUGAGGAAUACGAUGGACUUGAUACACAAGAAGGGACACAAGAUACAGCAUCAUCAUGCCAGCCGAAUGACAUCAACAGCACAAUGACAUUCACUGGAAAGCAAUCUCCAGGAUUACAUUUUAGCACCGCACACCCCCAAAUUCAUCUCGUCUACCCAUCUGCGCGUGACCUAAAAGCCUUCGGCGCGCGGGUUGUAGAGCUCCCCAAUUUGGUAUCAAAACCUGCGGCCUCCUCUGCUCUUAACAGCCAGAGCCUAUCGGGUAAUCAGCAUCCACCAGGAUCAUCACAGGGAAUUAAGAUGUCAUAUUCAGCCAUUCCACCAGGAUCAUCACAGGGAUUUAAGAUGUCAUAUCCAGCCAUUGAUCGAGGUACCGAGGUAGAUCAGCCACCUAUGGAUGAUGCUCCAAUCCCCAAAGCUUCCCCCGAGUCCAUCAAUAAUAAGGCCAAGCCUCAAAUAUCCACUACCUCUGCUGAUUUGGGAAGACUUGGAUUGAAAAGCAUCUAUAACAAGAGUGGAUUUGACGCUGCCAAGGCGCUUUGGCUAAUCCAUACCCGAAAAACACCCCAGAUCAAUAUCGGCGCCGUGGACAUGUCAUGUUCCUUUGUCGUCUGCGAUAUUACGCUUGAAGACUGCCCCAUAGUUUACGUCUCCGAUAACUUCCAAAAACUCACGGGAUAUGGUCGGAACGAAGCCAUUGGUAGAAACUGUCGGUUCUUACAAGCGCCAGACGGCAAAGUCGAAAGAGGCUCGCAGAGGGUAUUUGUGGAUGAUCGUACCAUACACGGCCUCAAGAAUAACAUACGGGAGAGGAGAGAAAGCCAGAUGAGCCUAAUCAACUAUCGCAAAGGAGGCAAGCCAUUCUUGAACUUGCUUAGUAUCAUCCCUAUUCCGUGGGAUACAGAAGAGAUUCGGUAUUACGUUGGCUUUCAAAUAGACCUGAUUGAAUCUCCCAACGCGAUAUGAUAGCCCACAGUACAGACGCUAUGACGGUUAUAGCUUUAAGACCACUGAGUACAAAAUAAAGAACCUGUUCGUAGCCAAUGAAGGAAUAAGGG